Bicyclus anynana (squinting bush brown) is the source of this 1227-nucleotide messenger RNA. RefSeq lists its product as uncharacterized. NCBI's taxonomy places the organism in Eukaryota, Metazoa, Arthropoda, Insecta, Lepidoptera, Nymphalidae. The transcript is spliced from 2 exons. Gene Ontology annotation, molecular function: DNA binding. The record is from RefSeq and is a predicted model, not a curated record. Bases 188 to 1144 code for a protein of 318 amino acids.
AAACGCCAUUAUCGAGUGAAGGUCGCUACUCGCUGUAGCGCUCGAGAUCCGCUCGAUGCUUCAUUCGCCGAUCGCCAUCUUGUUGUCUUCAUCACGAUAACAAGAAUCGAUGCGUUUUUUACUCGGUUACGAUUCUAAUAAUCAUCAUUUAAUUCGGCGGCAAAGUGAUCUGUGACCGGGAAUCGAUAUGAAGAAAACGUCUUCUCUGGUUUGGCGGGUUUUCGAUCGAUUAGAGGAGAAUAAACGUUGCGUUGCAGUGUUGUGCAAAUUAUGCGAUUCGCAAUACAAAUAUUUCGGUAAUACGACGAAUUUACGAACGCAUUUGGUGAAUAAACAUCCGAUUCAGUGGGAGUUGCUCCAGAAUGGAACCUUGGACGACUCUAAUAUCCGCGUGUACGACGUCGAUGAGAGCACAAGCCAAAGCCAAAGUCAUAGUACGCCCAGGCGGAAGAGAUUCAUAAAAUCCUACAAAGACAAUAACGUACGUUACUCCGUAUCUGUUGAUCUUAAUAAAAAAGGAAAUGACCGAAACCCCUCCAACUCAAUGCCAGUUAUAGAAAUACAACGGGUUGAUGUGUUAGAAAAUUCAGAAACAGAGAAUGAAACCCAGUUGGAAAGCAACGAGGAACCUUUGACCAUAGUGCGGCAGAUGCAUGCAGGUCAAGCUUCCGAUGAAGAGUGGCUCAACGAGGAAGUCUAUGAAGAAUACCAACCCAAGCGAAAGAAGACCAAGUACAGGACAAUCAAAAGAGAAGUUUUAUCACCACCUCCCAGUAAUUCCAAAUAUAGACUGUUGGAUCCACACGGUUAUACCAAACAGAGUCAUGGGUAUUCCAAACCUGCACCAGAGCGAGUGCUGGUUGAUAGCAGUCACAGGAAAGACGAAUAUUCAGUGUUUGGAGAAUAUGUGGGUAACAGACUGCGUAAAUUCAAAAACUCUCAAGUGCGAGGCAAUUUACAGCAGUUGAUUACCACUAUACUCUGGCAAGCCGAGUAUGGACUGUAUGAUAAUAUUGAAACAGUGAAGAGGGUAAUAUUACAUUCUGUGCAAGAGAUGGUAGUGGAACAAACCACAGAGCAAAUUGUUGUGCAAGAGGAAGACAUACAACAAAAAGAAACUAUUAUUAACUCUGAGGAAAACUAACUAAACCAAAGAAUCUAUUUCUUAAUUAUGUAUUCAAUUAUGUAAAGACAUUUGUUUAAAAUUAAUAAAUCACCAAAUAAAUA